AUGAUUGUGAAGAGAAAUUUGCAUUUGUUGACGCCAUAUAUUAUAAAUUGUCUCCAAUUUAUUACAAAAUUCAUUCAACAAAAGAGAAAAACAUAUUAUUGUGAAGAGAAGUUCCUCUCCAAGUGAAAAGAGAGAAGGUGAAAAGGUAUGCACAAUUCUCAGCAAAGACACCAAAACAAAGAAGAAAAGAGAGAAUGAAACCAAACUGAUCUCAGCAAAUUCCUUUAUUCUUUCUUCUUCAACGAUCUUUAGUUCUUUCGUUCGGUUGCCAUUGACAAAUUUCUUAUCAAAGCUUUAUGCGAGCUCAAACUAUGUUGAAAUUUGUAAAGAAAUAGGAUAUUUUUAGAUUGAAAUGUGGAUAUUGUUAUAUCACAACAAAUUCUUGAGAAAGUAGACAAGGAAAUUGAGAAGCCCGGGCGACAAAAAUGGAGUGCAAUAAGGAUGAGGCUACCAGGGCUAAAGAAAUUGCGGAGAGGAAGUUUGCUGCAAAGGAUAUAUCAGGUGCAAAGAAAUUUGCUGUGAAGGCCCUAAAUCUAUAUCCUGAACUUGAGGGUAUUUCUCAAAUGUUAGCAACACUUGAUGUAUAUAUUUCUGCUGAGAAUAAAGCUAACGGAGAAGCAGAUUGGUACGGUGUACUUGGUGUGGAUUCCCUUGCUGACGAUGAUACAGUAAGGAGACAAUACAGGAAGUUAGCUCUCAUGCUUCACCCUGAUAAGAACAAGUCCAUCGGUGCUGAUGGGGCCUUUAAACUUGUGUCAGAGGCAUGGAGUUUACUGUCAGAUAGGGCUAAAAGAGCAGCAUAUGAUAAGAGAAGUGGAAAAGAACGGAAAGUUUCUGCCAAGUUUGGAGGUUCAUCAGGACAAAAAAACACUAAUGGUAGUUACAAUUUUACUAAGACUACCCCUUCAGGUGCAACUGCUCAGAAGAAUACCGCCAAAGAACACACUUCAUCUUCUGCUCAUAAGUCAAAAUCAAAUACAUUUUGGACUGUUUGCAAUAGGUGCAAAAUGCAGUACGAGUAUCUUAGAGUUUAUCUUAACCUUAAGCUCUUGUGUCCUUGCUGCCGUACAGCAUUUGUUGCUGUAGAGACUGCUCCUCCACCGGCAAGCGGUAUUAGGCCUGCAACUCAAUGGAAUUUUUCACAGAAGAAGCAAACAUCCAAUCGCCAAGUACCUAGUAAAAGCAAACCAAAUGCCGGAAAGCAUGACAUGGCUGCUCCAAAUGUUGGAGCAGGGUCUUAUAAUAAUACUGAAACAGCCAGUUUUCAAUGGGCUCCAUUCUCAAAAUCAUCUGGUGUUUCCAACGUUGCUCAAGCUGCAAGUGUGGUUCAACAGGCAUAUGACAAAGUGAGGCGAGAUCGUGAGGAGGCACAAGCGGCUAGCAAAAGGGAAGAAGCCUUAAAAAGGAAGCAGCAUGCUUCUAAAAAGGGUUACCAUAAUCCUGCUAAGAAAAGAAGAGGGGGCACGGAGGAUGCAAGUGCAAGUGGUGGUAAGGAAAACCGAAUGGGUGGGGGAACAAACCCAUCUAAACAGGCUAAUUUUGAGUAUAAUAGGGUUAAUGGAAUCAACAAGACCGACAGUGUGGGGGAUAUUUCCCCAGUUGAACUUCGGAAUCUUCUUAUGGAGAAAGCUAGAAAAGAAAUUAGCAAUAAACUCAGGGAAAAUCAGUCAAAUGCUGUUGAUAAAACAGUGAUGAAAGACAGUGGAAAUAACUUCUAUAAAGUGAACGAUAAAGGAGAAAAAAUCCUAAAAAAUUCUGAAAUGUGUGCUCGAGAUAACAUUGCCAUCAAAUCGUUUGCAGGCUCUACAAUCGCUAAAGGUAAUAGAAAAUUUCUAGAAACAACAGCUAUAGAAGUACCAGAUCCUGACUUCCAUGAUUUUUACAAAGAUCGAACUGAAGUAUCUUUCACUCAAAAUCAAGUAUGGGCUGUAUAUGAUAAUGAUGAUGGGAUGCCUCGAUGUUAUGCAAUGAUUUGUGGCAUCAUCUCCCUGAAUCCAUUCAAGAUAAAGAUCAGUUGGCUCAACCCAAACACCAACAGUAAACUGGACCCCAUAAAAUGGGUUGCUUCAGGAUUUUCAAAAAUUUGUGGUGAUUUCAGAUUGAGCAGACCUGAAACCUGUAGCUCGCCCAACUUUUUCUCCCACAAGGUUAGGUGGAGAACAGGUGCUGAUGGGGCUAUUUGUAUAUAUCCCAGGAAGGGGGAUGUUUGGGCCAUAUAUAGGAAUUGGUCUCCUGACUGGGAUGAGCUAACACCAGAUGAGGUUAUACACAAGUUUGAUGUGGUUGAAGUACUUGAGGAUUUUAUUGAAGGGCAUGGCAUAGAUGUUAUCCCACUGGUCAAAGUGGCUGGAUUCAGGACGGUAUUUCACCACCACUUAGAUCCAACAGAAAUCAGGAUCAUUCCGAUGGAAGAGAUGUUUCGAUUCUCUCAUCAAAUACCUUCAUAUGUACUCACAGGUCAAGAAGCUCCACAUGCUCCAAAGGGUUGCAGGGUGUUGGACCCAGCUGCUACUCCAAUUGAGUUUCUUCAGCUAAUAGAAGUUGUGAAGGAGGAAGACAUGGCAGACAAAGAUGAUACUGAUGUCAAAGAAUUAAAUGAUAACAUAGAAAAAUAUAGAAUUAUGGGAAAAAUUGAGGAAGAAAAGGAGGGGAAGGAUGAAGGCAUGCAGGAAGUAGAUACAAGUGUAAACAUGACAAAAGCUAAUAGUGAGGAAAUGAUCAAUGAUGUGGGAAAACAUGAGGAAGGAAAGCAGGAAAAGAACAAAGAUAUGCAGUCAGUAGAAACUUUGGAUGAGGACAGAGAGAAACAAAAUACGCAGUAGCUUGUAGCAGCGAAGGAAUGUAGCAUGCUAGAUGGGAUGGACUUUUGGAAUCUCUGGCUCGUGCAAGGAUGAAGAAUACUAGAAAGCCAGAAUUAAUUUGACAAAACAGGAUCCAGAUAGAGUUGACAUUGUGAUUAGUUAUUAUACAAAGGUAAAUUUUGUCAAAAUUUUUCUAGCUAUAUGUUAUUUGCUGUCACAAAUUCAGGGAUUUCACUUCUUUUCAAACAUUGCAAUAGCUCGUGCUCAUACACCUAUUUACAUUUUAGGGUCUUACUCAAUUUUGUUUUUUGUAAAUCAGAGUAGUGGUAUGAUCUUCAA
Messenger RNA from Vigna angularis (adzuki bean), 3140 nucleotides. RefSeq lists its product as uncharacterized. NCBI's taxonomy places the organism in Eukaryota, Viridiplantae, Streptophyta, Magnoliopsida, Fabales, Fabaceae. The record is from RefSeq and is a predicted model, not a curated record. The transcript has 2 exons. Bases 426 to 2822 code for a protein of 798 amino acids.